CGGUAGGACCGGAAUUUCGAUUAAGGAAUCAGAAAUCUGUAAAUUCGAGAUGCUAAUCCCUAAAGCUGCAUUUACGUGUACGUCUUCUCAGCCUUUCCUAUUCGAUUCUCUCUGCUCUGUUGCCUCAUUCCUCCGUCGUCCUCAAUUCGUUUGCCGGCGUUAACGACCUGCCGCGAAGCUAGAUUCAUCGCAGCUCAGGUCGCGACGAUUGUAAAAAUUUACAGAGAGUGUAAAAAGAGUGUGUGAAUAAUCUGUAAUUGAUUUAAUGUCGAUGAGCAAUUCCUUGAAAAAGCUCUCUUCUUGUGUUCUUCUUGACCUCGAUGGUACCUUAAUCAACACAGAUGGUGUUGUGGGAGACAUAUUGAGGAAAUAUUUGUGUAAAUAUGGUAAACAGUGGGAUGGAAGAGAAACAUUGAAAAUAGUUGGGCAAACUCCAUUAGAAGCUGCUACUACCAUUGUUGAAGAUUAUGGACUUCCUUGUGGCGUUGAUGAAUUCAAUUCUGAGUUCUACCCUUUGUUCUCUGCUCAGAUGGACAAGAUCAAAUCCCUUCCUGGUGCCAGUCGGUUGAUUAGACAUUUGAAGUGUCAUGGAGUACCUAUGGCAUUGGCUUCCAAUUCUUCAAGGGCAAAUAUUGAAUCCAAAAUUGCUCAUCAUAAAGGUUGGAAGGAAUGCUUCUCGGUUAUUAUUGGUCGCGAUGAAGUUGCCAAAGGAAAGCCUGCUCCUGAUAUUUUUCUUGAAGCAGCUAAAAGAUUGAAUAAAGAUCCAGCAGACUGUUUGGUUAUUGAAGAUUCUGUGCCUGGUGUUAUGGCUGGUAAAGCUGCUGGGACAAAAGUGAUUGCUGUUCCUUCUCUUCCUAAACAGACACAUCUUUAUACAUCCGCUGAUGAAGUCAUCAAUUCUCUACUCGACAUAAGACCAGAGAAAUGGGGUCUUCCUCCAUUUCAAGACUGGAUAGAGAACACUUUACCAAUUGAUCCAUGGCAUAUUGGAGGUCCAGUUAUCAAAGGAUUUGGCCGUGGCUCUAAAGUACUUGGAAUCCCCACAGCUAACUUGUCAGCAAAGGAUUACGCAAGUGAGCUUGUAGAACAUCCUUCGGGAGUGUACUUUGGUUGGGCGGGAUUGCCAACAAGAGGUGUCUACAAAAUGGUCAUGAGCAUUGGUUGGAAUCCUUUUUUCGAUAACAAGGAGAAAACUAUUGAGCCAUGGCUGCUUCACGAUUUCACUGAAGACUUCUACGGCGAAGAGCUACGUCUUAUAAUUGUUGGCUAUAUACGCCCUGAGGCUAAUUUCACUUCACUGGAGAGUCUCGUCGCAAAGAUUCACGAGGACAGAGAAGUUGCAGAGAGAGCUCUUGAUCUUCCAUUGUAUUCUAAGUUCAAGGGUGAUACUUAUCUGACAAAAUGAUAAAUUCAUGUAUGUAAAGAAUCAAAACUCUUGUUUUCUCACAUUCUUGAAUCUUGAUUUUGAAAUAAGAAAUUCAAACCCUCUGAUUGUUUUCAGAA
Camelina sativa (false flax) is the source of this 1503-nucleotide messenger RNA. RefSeq names its product bifunctional riboflavin kinase/FMN phosphatase. Gene Ontology annotation, biological process: riboflavin biosynthetic process; FMN biosynthetic process. Gene Ontology annotation, molecular function: riboflavin kinase activity. The record is from RefSeq and is a predicted model, not a curated record. Lineage: Eukaryota; Viridiplantae; Streptophyta; Magnoliopsida; Brassicales; Brassicaceae.